Phaedon cochleariae (mustard beetle) is the source of this 1616-nucleotide messenger RNA. The record is from the annotation of a GenBank genome assembly. Lineage: Eukaryota; Metazoa; Arthropoda; Insecta; Coleoptera; Chrysomelidae.
AACUUGAAAAGUAGCUACAAAUUUUAUCACCAAUUUUGUUGUAGUGUUGUUGAGAGACCGACUACUUUUUGAAUUCAAAAUAAUUUUCGUUCGCCGUAGAGUUGUAUCAUUAUCAAAAUAAUCUAUCGGUUCAGGUUCUGAAUUGCUUGUUUGAUUAUUCCAGUAGGUAGUUAUAACAAAGCAAUGGGCGAAGAAAAAGACGUCAAAGAAAGGGACCGCAGUAGAGAACAACAUGGUGAAAAAGACAGACGUAAACGAUCCCGUUCCCGUGAACACAGACGCAGAUCUCGCUCAAGAAGUAGGGAACGCGCUGACCGGCCUGACCGUAGAAGAAGAAGUCGCUCAGGAUCCCCUAGACACAACAAAAGUAGUGCAUACUCGAGACGUCGUAAGCCUUCUCUCUAUUGGGAUGUCCCACCUCCAGGCUUUGAACACAUUACACCACUUCAGUAUAAAGCUAUGCAAGCUGCUGGUCAAAUUCCUGCUAAUAUAGUUGCUGAUACCCCUCAAGCUGCAGUGCCUGUGGUAGGUUCAACUAUCACCAGGCAAGCCAGAAGAUUGUAUGUUGGUAACAUUCCAUUUGGUGUCACUGAAGAAGAAAUGAUGGAAUAUUUCAAUCAACAAAUGCAUUUGAGUGGUUUGGCUCAAGCUGCUGGAAAUCCAGUUCUUGCUUGUCAAAUAAAUCUGGACAAGAAUUUUGCAUUUUUGGAAUUUAGGUCCAUAGAUGAAACUACUCAGGCUAUGGCUUUUGAUGGUAUAAAUUUCAAAGGUCAGAGUUUGAAAAUUCGUAGACCUCAUGAUUAUCAACCUAUGCCUGGUAUGUCUGAAAGCUCCAUUGCUGUACCAGCUGGUGUAAUUAGUACUGUGGUACCAGAUUCUCCACACAAAAUAUUCAUUGGAGGUCUUCCAAAUUACCUAAAUGAAGAUCAGGUUAAGGAACUACUCAUGUCCUUUGGAGGGCUCAGGGCAUUCAAUCUCGUGAAAGACACUGCUUUUGGACUAAGCAAAGGUUAUGCAUUUGCCGAAUACAUUGACAUCACUAUGACUGAUCAGGCGAUUGCUGGUUUGAAUGGUAUGCAACUGGGCGACAAGAGAUUGAUUGUACAGCGAGCCAGUGUUGGUGCUAAAAACACCACUGUGUUACCUGCCGUGCAGAUUCAGGUACCGGGACUCAGUCUUGUUGGAGCAUCAGGACCACCCACUGAAGUCCUAUGCCUUCUCAAUAUGGUAACUCCUGACGAAUUGAAAGAUGAAGAGGAAUAUGAAGACAUACUGGAAGAUAUCAAAGAAGAGUGCAACAAGUACGGUGUUGUAAGGAGUAUAGAAAUUCCGAGACCUAUUGAAGGAGUCGAGGUUCCUGGAUGUGGAAAGGUGUUCGUUGAGUUCAAUUCAGUAUUGGAUUGUCAGAAAGCACAACAAACUUUGACUGGAAGGAAAUUCAGCAAUCGUGUUGUUGUUACUUCAUACUUCGAUCCAGAUAAGUAUCACAGGAGAGAAUUUUAAGAAUAAUAAUAUAAUGGUAAGACUAUGAAUGUAUUGGAAUAAUAAUUAUUGUUUGUGCAUCUUGUCCAUUGUAGAAAUAAAUUCUGAUUUUAAAAUAAAUACAUGUGCAACUU